Messenger RNA from Pollicipes pollicipes, 426 nucleotides. Its product is annotated as larval cuticle protein 1-like. Gene Ontology annotation, cellular component: chitin-based extracellular matrix. The record is from RefSeq and is a predicted model, not a curated record. Gene Ontology annotation, molecular function: structural constituent of chitin-based larval cuticle. The annotation marks the transcript as partial. NCBI's taxonomy places the organism in Eukaryota, Metazoa, Arthropoda, Thecostraca, Pollicipedomorpha, Pollicipedidae. The transcript is spliced from 4 exons.
AUGAAGCUGUUGAUCGUAGCCUCGCUGGCGGCUCUGACCGAGAACGGCAUCUCACGUAACGAGAACGGCAGCCCCAAGGACGGCUACGGCAAAUCCGAGUACGGCCAGCCCACCGGCGGCUACGUCCAGCAGGGCGGCUGGAGCUACAGCGACGGCUACGACCACCCCAUCCAGCCCUUCGCCAUCCUCAGCGAGGAGAACGUCCACCCGAGCGACGGCACCUACCAGUUCAGCUUCCAGACCGAGAACGGCAUCUCACGUAACGAGAACGGCAGCCCCAAUGCCGGCUACGGCAAAUCCGAGUACGGCCAGCCCACCGGCGGCUACGUCCAGCAGGGCGGCUGGAGCUACAGCGACGACUACGGCCACACCAUCCAGGUGGCGUUUGUUGCCGACGAGAACGGCUACCAGCCGUCUAGCGACAUC